AAUAUUUUGUGUGUAGAGAUUGUAGAGUUGGCCAAAAAGGCUACACAGUGUGAAUUUUCUUCGACUCUAAAAAAAAUUUUUUCAAUCAAAAAAACCUGCAAAAUCAAGUUGAAAAAAUUAUUAAAAUAAAUAAAUUCUUAUCAAAUAAACAAUAAACUAGAGUUGUAAAAUAUUUUUCAAUAAAUCUAAACACUACAAAAUACUAUAAAUAAAAAAAAUUCUUCACUCUUUUGCAAACUCUAUAAAUUCUCGCCGUGUGUGUGGAUCGAAAAGAAAAGAAAAAAAAAAAUUAAAUAUUCCUGUGACGAUCUUUUUCCUUGACUAUUUCUGUUUUUAUGUGUGCUGUCGUCGUCGUAGUCUGUGACCAGUGAGUGAGACUUCCCUCCAGAAAUACAAAAAAAAAAAAACAAAAAAUUCUUUAAAAGAUCCAAGAAUCUGGCAAAUUUCUACCUCUUCUUCGGUGGUGUAUUAUUGCUUCCUUAACCUGGCCAAUAGUAAAUCUAGAACACAAGCUAAAAAACUUGUUUAUUAAAAAAAAGCUAUGAUUUAGGUUUUUCUGUUUUUAUUAUUUUUCUUCACUUUUGUUUUAUAUUUGUUUGUUGUUUGUGUGUGCUCCACUUGGCACUCUUGUUGACUUAAAAAUUGACUAAUAAAGAAAAAGAAAAAAACAAUAUUUUUAUUUUUUUUUGGUGGGAUAAAAAGUGUUACGUAGUCUCUUCUCUUGUUGAAGAAAUAAAAGAAGCAAAACAUGGUAAAGUGGAGAGUUGAUUAGGAAGACAAAAAAAAAAAAAAAAGAGAAAUUAGAAAAAAGAAGCAAAAAAAAAAAAAACAAAAGUAUAUAAAUCUAGCCAAGCAUUUCCUGGAAACACACAAAAACAAGCAAAAAAAAAGUGUGUUUUGUACUGCUUUUAAAAAUUCUACACACACACAAAACACUCAUUCAUUAAUGCAGAAAUGAGUUACAGCCAAAAGCAGGGUCCAGGCGGUAACAGUGGCAAUGCUCCGAGUAAUCAAGCAUCGCAGCAAGCUGCUAAAGCACUUGCUGGCAUUCAACAGCAAAUGCAAAAUUUAGUUCACGGCCAAAAUGCUUUACCACAAUCGUCACAAGCUGGUCUAAAUGCCUUCUUAACUCAACAGCAUUAUGAAAUGCUUAAACAACAGCAACAACAGUUGCUUCUGUCUAAUCCUCAGUUGCAACAACGUUUCCAACAACAAAUGCAACAGAGUAAAGAUCGUGGAGAACCUCUAGCGCUGACUAGAACUCCAGCUGCAGCUGAAUUGCUUAAUAAGACUUACCAACAACAUCAUCAGCAGCAAUCGAAUGGUAAUAAUGCAUCGGCACCAUCUCUGGCUACUGUCAAUCAGUUUCAGCAGCAAAUGCAAGCUGCUAAUUUGAUGCAACAGCUACAUGCAUAUCAGUUGCAGUUUCAGCAACAGCAACAACAACAGCAGCAACAACAACAACAGCAACAACAACAACAUCAUCAACAGCCACAGCAAUCGCAUCACCAGCAGCAGUCUGCCCAUCAGAUGCAACAAAAGAGUCAUGCCCAAUCGGCUCUUGGCAAUUCUUCAUCAUUGCAAACUAGCAAACAGCAACACAAUCAGCAAAUGCAACAGUCUCAAUACUCGCAAAAGUAUAAUAUGCCAACUGCAGCUCAUAGCAAGUCGUCGUUGGGUGGAGUUGGUAUUCCUCCGCCGCCGCCGCCCACAGCUCUAGCCAAUCAAUUGAAACCACCAAAUCUUCCUCCCAGCACUCAGAUAACACCGAUUCCAUCACCUCAACAUGCGGCGGCCAACAAUAACCUUUCAUCAAAAGGUUCUUCAUCGUCGUCGUCGGUUAACAAACAGGUGCCACCUUCGAUUUCUCUUUUGCCAGCUAAACAGCCGCCGGUGUCGGUGUCGUCGUCGUCACUUCCGAAUGCACCAGUUGCGGCUCAUUUGCAUCAUCAUUUGCAAAAUAAAGUGCCGCCAAUUUCGAUUCCCAAUCAAUAUAAUAAUCCAGUAGCAGGGAAUAAAGGUCCAUUGGUGAGUGCGAUUCCUCCGCCAUUUCCUUCGCAUUAUCAAAAGAUGAGCAGUCAACAAGCACAGCCUCAGCAGCAACCAAUGCAACAGCAGAAUACAACAGCGAAUUCUUUUGCUGCUGCUGCAGCAAUUCAUGAGGCGGUAGAGGCAAAAUUGCAAACAAGUGCUGUGCCAUUGACCAAACAGCAGCAACAACAACAUCACCAUCAGCCAACACCAACAUCAGCAGCACCACCACCGGCACCGCCAUCAUCGUCGAGUAUGGUUUCUAUGUCAAGUAGUAGUUCACCAGCUAAGGCACCUGUAAUGAGUCAAGCUAAUCAACAAAAACAAGCUGCUCCUUUGAUACCUUUGUUGCCACCUGCACCGGUUAAAGAGACAAUUGAUAAUGUAGUUAAAGUUACACCAUCGCCACCAGUAGCAGCACAAGUACCGACAUCACCUGCGGCAGCAGUGCUUCCAUUGCAUGUACCAGAAGCGAAGGUGAAUACACCUGAUCCAGUACCGUUGACAAAGAAAUCAAUUGAAUCAGAUGAAAAGAAUUCGGUUGAAGCAGUAUCUCCUACUCGGGCAGUAAAUGAAGCUAAAGCGCCAUCACCACAGCAGCAACAACCAGCAGAAAUAAAGAAUGGCGGGAAUGUUGAUGAGGAGGUUAAGGAAGGCGGCUCGGAGCCAGCUUUGCCUGCAACCACAAAAAUGUCUACUCCAGAAGUUGCUCCAGUUGAAACGUCGACUGCAACUAUUGCACCAAAGGAGACAAAAGAUGCCAAGCCAGAUGAAGACAAAAAUAUUAAAGAUGCUAAUUUGAAGUCCACCGAAAAAGUGGAAACUCAACCCAUUGCACCAGAAGCACCAGUUGCCGAGAAAAAGAGCUCAUCGCCCUUAACCGAAACACCACAUGACACAUCUGAUGAUAAAUCUAAGCCUUCAGUUGAAGAAGAAAGUCCAGCAAGUGAUCUCUCAUCAACAGAAGUUAAUAAAUCCAAUGAUACUUCAAAUAAUACAUCAUCUUCGGGCGAUGAACAACAACAACAACCAGCCACUGCAGAAGCUGUAAUCCAACCAGAAAAGUCAGCAGAUGAACUACAAUCUGAGAAGAGAGAAGAACCAAUAGAAAUUCCUUCAAAAGAGGAAGAUAAAAAUGAUACAAAAGUAUCAGAUGAAGAAAAAGUUUUAGAAAAACCAGAAGAAAAAUCUGAAAAGCUGGAAACAGUCGAGAAAACUGAAACACCUCCUGCGACUAAGGUUGAAAAGAACGAUAAAAAAGAAACUGAAAAACCUGAGAAGGAGAAGUCCGAAAAGCCAGCUGCUAAAGCUAUUCAAUCGGAAAAGCCAUUAACAAAAUCAAAAACACCAAGGCAAUCGAAGGCUGUUGCCGCUGCAGCAAUUUUAGCCGAAGCAACACCUGAAAAGAAAAAAGAUUCAUCUGCAGUUAAAUCAAAAACAAAAACAGAAAAAGAAGUCACUCAUUCUUCACCUUCAGCAAAAACCGAAAAACAUGACAAGAAAAAAAAUCAAACUAAAAAAUCAAAGGCUUUGCCAUCAACGCCGUCUACGCCUAGCGAUCGUAAGAGUCAACGUCAUCGUCUAAAAACCAUUCUCUAUCAAAGUCCCCUGCCGGAGUUAGCGUUCAUAACAAAAUUGUCGGCCAGCGAAGCUUCAAACUCACCCAAGCCGCAUAUGUCCAACGAGGACAAAUUGAUAGUGUUCUACAAGAAUGAAUAUAUGGCAGUACGCAAUGCUGAAGGCAGUUUCUUCCUUUGUCAGACUUUGCAAAACGUCUAUCGAUCUUCGCCUCGUAUAACCAUCCGAUGGUUGUCCGAGGACAAGAAGGAUAACACUGUUUUUAUACCAGACUUUUACGAUCACACUGAUAUUGAAUGUGUCUUGACGACUGUGGACUUGAAGAAAAUUGAAAAGGGCCAUCUUAGAUUGCCUCAGACCGAAAAAGUUCGCAUUGAGAAUAUUUUGAAAAAAGCAAUAGACGUUGAGCAAGGAAUAGUCCCCCGACCCGAUGUUACCGAAGAAAAUCCUGAUGGGUUGGAUAUUUCGCUUUACAAAGACGAAUCUCAAAUAGAAAAGAAAUUAUCUCUGAGUGGAGGAAGUGCUAGAAAGAGGGGUCGUUCUUCAAGAAGCCGUAAUCAAAGCAAAAAUAAGUCACCAACUAAGAAAAAGAAAUCGGUUUUGGUGACCAAAAAGAAGAGGAAAAAUUAUGACGGUAGUGAUAGCAACACAACCGACGAAGAAAGUGAUGAAGAUGACGACGAUGAUGAUGAUUCCGAUGUCGAUAUGGAAUACAAACCUAGUAGUGGUCGCAAAAAAUCAGUUUCCAGCAAUACUGCACAAAGCACCAAGUCGCUGAGGGCUCAGAGAUCGCCAUUAGCUAGGGCGCGAGCAGUUUCUCCAUUAACCCCAACCUCGUCCAAAUCGAAAACAUCCGUGCCUGAAAAGACCGAAACCCCUGCAACAGCGUCUUCAGUGAUUAGUAGAGGCGAUAGAGCCCUUAAGCGAAGAGCAAUCGAAGGUACAUCACCUGAUGGUCAAACAAAAAAAUCCACGGCCGUAACUCCUGUUAAAACAGCUAAAGCAGGAGGAGAGAAAAGUUCUAGCUCCACCAGCAAAACCGAAGAGUCUUCAGCCGAGGGAUCUCCAAAAGUGGUAAAUAAAACAUCUGCAGUGACAUCAACUUCAACCAAAAAGAUUAAAACUGCAGCAGUUACCGUUACCACAACACCAUUAACUUCAACACCAACAUCAACAUCAACACCUUCAACGUCUGGAACUCGACCAACCAGAAGUCGAAAGUAAAAUUAUAGCAUUUUUCUAGCCUUUCCCUCCGUUAUAUCAAUUCCCCCCAAUAUAAGAAUAGCCACAUGUAGAACAACUUUAGUACCCUAACACACACACAACCAUUACAUUACAUACAAAUGUAACACUCUUUUAAAGAUUUUAGGAAUAUAGAAUUUAGAUAAGAAAAAAAAAAACAAAAA
This is a messenger RNA of Episyrphus balteatus (marmalade hoverfly), 5015 nucleotides long. RefSeq lists its product as uncharacterized. Bases 955 to 4833 code for a protein of 1292 amino acids. The transcript is spliced from 5 exons. The record is from RefSeq and is a predicted model, not a curated record. Lineage: Eukaryota; Metazoa; Arthropoda; Insecta; Diptera; Syrphidae.